Misgurnus anguillicaudatus (oriental weatherfish) is the source of this 1393-nucleotide messenger RNA. RefSeq names its product THAP domain containing, apoptosis associated protein 3 (gene thap3). The record is from RefSeq and is a predicted model, not a curated record. NCBI's taxonomy places the organism in Eukaryota, Metazoa, Chordata, Actinopteri, Cypriniformes, Cobitidae.
ACACAGACUUUUAUUUUGAAAGUCAAGGCUCUUUAGCGAAAUUAUAACCUGAAAGAAUUUGGUUUAUUCAACGGGAUUGUGAUUCAGUGGGUCAGGAGAGUUAGUGAAAAACAUUUAUUGUAAUAUUAAAUAUAAUAACAGACUAAAGAUAAUCCUCGUGUUACGACUUUUACUCAAUUUGAGACACUGCGGGGCUUGAUAGUCGCCAUCUUUGUUCGGGGCAAAAUGCCGAAAAGUUGUUCUGCAUUUAAUUGCACCAAAAGGUACAAUAAUAAAAAUCCUGAGAUAACGUUUCACAGGUUUCCUUUCAGUAAACCAUCAGUUCUGAAACAAUGGUUAGAUAACAUCGGACGAGACGACUUUCAGCCGAGGAAACACAUGGUCAUCUGUUCACUUCAUUUCACCCCUGACUGUUUCAGUGGUUUCGGCAAUCGCAAAAAUCUGUUAUGGAACGCCGUGCCAACAAUCUUCACUAUCCCACCUGAGGAUGCAAAGACAGUUUCUAAAAAGAGAAUAAAAAAGGCUGCUGAUAAAUUGGAUAACAUUGCACGUGAGAGAAAAGAUUCUUCUGCUGAGGAUGCUCAAAGGUUGGAAAAGGACGCUCGAUUGGUUUCUCACAUUAAUGAAGGGUCUGGGUGUCAAACCACAAGGGAUUUAGCAGCCACAGACCACACCUAUGCCAUUUUGGAUCCAUGCACGACUAAAGCCCACCUCUUUGAGGUUUUAGAUGCCAACAUAUGGCUACGGAAAAGAUUACAGACAAAAUGCAGAGUGAUAAAAAGAAUGAGGCUUAAACUACAAGGGACACAAAGAGAGCUUCUGACUUUACGGCGUAAAAUGAAGCGCAGAGAUAUAGACACACACAUUACCACAGACAGUUCCCAAAACAAGGUGGCAGUGCCUUAAAGACCUAACCAAGCAUUUAAAGUGAUUUAAAGGGAUAGUUUAUCCAAAAAUGAUCACCCAAACCUGUAUCAAUUAAUUUAUUCUGGUAAACAUGAAGAUAUUUUGAGGAAUAUCUAUAACCAAACUGAUCAUUGGCCCUAUUAACUUUCAUAGUAGGAAAAAAUAAUUCUAUGAAAGUGAAUGGGGCUCAUGAAUGGUUUGGUUACAAACAUUUAUCAAAAUAUCUUCCUUUGUGUUCAUCAGAACAAAGAAAUUGAUACAGGUUUGUAACAACAUAAGAGAGUAAAUGACAGAAUUAUUGGGUGAACUAUCCCUAUAUUUGGGUCACACUAAGGUGUUGAUUUCUUGAACAAAUGUAUAAUUUAACAAACACACAUUUUGAAACUUCACUGUAUGCUUUGUGAUGACUUAACAUUUCUGCCUGGUAAUGUUAACAAAAUAUCAAGUUGCUGUUCUUUUGAAUAAAUUGGACUGUAGGAGAAUGUAC